AUGAAUAAUGAUUAUGAAGUAUGAACCUCCCCAAAAUCUCACAAUAAAUACCAACAACUUGAAGCAUUUUUUUUUUAUCUCAGCCAUAUUCUAAUACAUUUAUCAUGGCAUUUCUGCAAGCAAAAUCAGUCUUUUUGUGUCUUCUGGUUUCAUGUAUGAGUUCGGUUUCGGCCUCUACACGCAACAGACGAUACACAAGUCCAAGCGUGCCGAAGCUUACUGAUGUUUUUCCUCAUGUCUCGAUUAGUAAUGUGUUUUCGAAAGCUUUUGGAGGGUCGAAUGUUCAGGUGACUGGUAAUGGAUCCAUGGCCACUCUUGUUCUUGACAAAACCUCAGGUUCUGGUUUGGCAUCAGUAAACAAAUAUCACUAUGGAUUCUUCAGUGCUGCUAUCAAGCUGCCUCCUGGAGACUCUUCUGGAGUUGUGGUAGCUUUCUAUUUAUCUAAUGCAGAUGUCUUCCCCCACAAUCAUGAUGAAAUAGACAUAGAGCUAUUAGGCCAUGACAAAAGAAAUGAAUGGGUCAUUCAAACAAAUGUGUACGCAAAUGGGAGUGUCAGCACAGGAAGAGAGGAGAAAUUUUACCUAUGGUUUGAUCCAACAACACAGCACCAUCAGUACACCAUCAUCUGGAACAACCAUCACACAGUGUUUCUAGUGGACAACAUACCAGUGAGAGAGUUUGAGCAUAAGAGCACAUUCUACCCAUCAAAACCGAUGUCAGUUUACGCAACAAUAUGGGAUGGAUCAGAGUGGGCAACACAUGGAGGAAAGUACCCAGUUAACUACAAGAAUGCACCAUUUACAGUUUCAUUUGCAGAAAUGGAGAUAAGUGGUUGCAUAUCCAAUCCCAGUGCUUCUGCUCCUUCAUGUUCUAAGACCCCUUCAAGUUUGGACCCAGUUGAAGGACCAGAGUUUGUGAAGUUGAGUAACCAACAAGCCGGUGCUAUGGAUUGGGCAAGAAGGAAGCUAAUGUUUUACUCUUAUUGUAAAGAUACAUCUAGGUUUAAGGUUAUGCCUCCAGAGUGCAGAUAGUUCUGCAACCUCAUUAUAUGUAUAAGCUCAUCUAGAACAAAAUUAAUUCAAACAUCCACAUACAAUUUCAUACUCAAACAUUCAACAUGUUCAUCUGGUAGCUUAGGAAUCAUGUUCAUCUGCACUUGAUGUUCAUUUGGGCCCAUAUCAGAGGUUGGGGAAACAUAAUGAGAUUGCAGUGGGCCAGUAGAUAGCCCAGAAGAUUCACUUUUUUCAUCAUCCUCAGAUCUGCCAUGUUCCCCUUUGUGUUAAUAACUUUAUUACAACUCUCAUUAAGGUCUCAUCCAUCAAAU
Argentina anserina (silverweed cinquefoil) is the source of this 1324-nucleotide messenger RNA. RefSeq names its product probable xyloglucan endotransglucosylase/hydrolase protein 33. NCBI's taxonomy places the organism in Eukaryota, Viridiplantae, Streptophyta, Magnoliopsida, Rosales, Rosaceae. Bases 105 to 1031 code for a protein of 308 amino acids. The record is from RefSeq and is a predicted model, not a curated record. The transcript has 4 exons. Gene Ontology annotation, cellular component: apoplast; cell wall. Gene Ontology annotation, molecular function: xyloglucan:xyloglucosyl transferase activity; hydrolase activity, hydrolyzing O-glycosyl compounds. Gene Ontology annotation, biological process: cell wall biogenesis; xyloglucan metabolic process.